Messenger RNA from Pangasianodon hypophthalmus (striped catfish), 3902 nucleotides. Its product is annotated as hyccin 2. Gene Ontology annotation, biological process: protein localization to plasma membrane; phosphatidylinositol phosphate biosynthetic process. Lineage: Eukaryota; Metazoa; Chordata; Actinopteri; Siluriformes; Pangasiidae. The coding region runs from base 1571 to 3145 and encodes 524 amino acids. The record is from RefSeq and is a predicted model, not a curated record. The transcript is spliced from 12 exons. Gene Ontology annotation, cellular component: plasma membrane.
AAGGUGUUGGCAAUUCUGGGGGCCCACAGAACCAUAUUUCCGAAGGUAUGUGGACACCUGACCAUCACAUCCAUAUGUGGUUCUUCCCCAAACUGUUACCACAAAGGUAGAUGCACACAAUUGUAUAAAAUGUCUCUGUACACUGUAGCAUUACAAUUUCCCUUCACUGGAACUAAGAGGCUCAAACCUGUUCCAGCAUGACAAUGCCCCUGUGCACAAAGCGAGCUCCAUGAACACGUGGUGUGUGAAGGUUGGAGUGGAAGAACUCGAGUGUCCUGCACAGAGCCCUGACCUCAACCCCACUGAACACCUUUGGGAUGAACUGGAACUGGAGACUCCUUACCCAACAUCAGUGCCUGAUCUCACUAAUGCUCUUGUAGCUGAAUGAACACAAAUCCCCACAGCCACGCUCCAAACUCUAGUGGAAAGCCUUCCCAGAAGAGUGGAGGUUAUGUUCAAAAAGCACAUAUGGGCAGGUGUUCACAAACAAGCAUAUUAUAGGCUAACAUUUGACAUAGCAAUGAUAUUAUGUGCGUAAAUGUGAAUAUUUCUGAAGAUAGUUGGUGGUUUAUAAAAUGCAAAAUCUAAAGAAUGGAAAAAUAACAAGAUAACAUUAGAAAUUAGCUAUUGGUGUAGUGCACAUGCUGCAUUGUAAUCUAUUAAAUAUGACGUGGGUCACAUUUCUGCAGUGUGGAUCUCACUAAAAUUGUGAUCCUGCUUAUGGCUCUAGCUCUAUGUAUACGUAAAAAUUGCCAAAAAAAAGUGCAUAAGUGUGUGAUUUGAGACACAGAGAUAUGAGUAUGAGUAUGAGCAUGAGUAGCUGUUUGGGAUUGGGACCUAGGCGCGGGAGAGACCUGUCCAAUCAAGUCGCACUAACUUCCCGGCUGACCAAUAGCAGCGCAGUGCGCACCGAGGCUGAGGUGACGGGAUUCACUUCACUGAAUCGAUUCUUUCGAGCAAAUUCCAUUUAAAUGAAUCGAGGUAUGUGAUUUGUUGACUCAGAGUAAGCAUCCAGAAACAUUGUGUUGGCUACAGAUUCUACUUUUACAGUAACCCACACUGGCUUACAUGCUGAGUUAAAUUUGAAAAAUUUAAAAUUAAAUAUAGAUAUUUGUUAGUGCUUAGGAAUCGAUUCUUUCAGACUCCUUGAAGAUCCGGUUCUUUCUGGAGUCGACCAUCACUGAUCAGCUGCGAGGCUGCAAAGGAGACGGGGUUCAGAGAGAUGUCACCAGCAGGUGAUUGUCAUGUCGUGACACUGAUGCGCUCGCAGUAGUAAAGGGCCUUGCAGUGUCGCGUGCUCAGUAAUGUUGUGCGUGGCUGCGUGUGCCGAGCUCGUGCGCGGGAUUUGCGUGAGGAGGCUGCGGAGCGGCUGCGCACUGCAGACUGGGCCGGUGCACCGCGAGCUCCUAAAACCAACCUCACAAUCCUGCCCUCUUCCUCUGCGCUUCCCCUGCAGCAUCCCACCGAUUGUUUGAUCAACAAUCGAUAGAUCAGCAGACAUCAUGAUGAAGAAUCAGAGUAUGACCUUCCUUCCUUUACGCGUCUGAAACGUGAGUGAGUGAGGUGGGCCAUGCUCUGUCCAGAGCGUGGAGUGGUGGAGGAAUGGCUCUCAGAAUUCAAGACGUUACCUGAUGAUCUGAUCCCUGGCUAUACUUGCUGCCUGCGUCUGAAGAAAGGUCUGGUGCCUGCACUAUAUGCUGUCAUACAGGAGCGGCCCAGCAGUGAGCUUUUGGCUCCAGUGUGUCAUCAGCUGUUUGAACUGUACCGGAGCACAGAGGUGGGACUACGCCGCUUCACACUGCAGUUCCUGCCGGAGCUGAUCUGGGUGUACCUACACCACACUGCCAGCAGAGAGCGCCACCGCAACGGCUGUGUAGAGGCUCUAUUGCUGGGAAUUUAUAACCUGGAGAUUGUGGACAGUAAGGGAAACAGCAAGCUUUUGUCCUUCACCAUACCCUCUCUCUCUAAGCCUUCCAUAUACCAUGAGCCCUCCAGUCUGGGCUCCAUGGCUCUGACAGAGGGAGCGCUUAGCCAACAUGACCUGAUCAGAGUGGUAUACAGUGGCCUGCUGCCCCAGAGAGAGACUUUUACUUCUCAAAACAGGUUUGAAGUGCUGUCUUUCCUCAUGCUCUGCUACAACUCUGCUGUGGUCUACAUGCCAGCAUCCUCCCAUCAAUCAGUCUGCAGAAUGAGCUCGCGAUUGUGUGUAUGUGGCUACCCACGUCAGCAGCAGAAGUUGUGGAAAGAAUCAUGCAACCGCGUGCGCCUGGAUCCGGAGUUCAUGGUGCAGAUGCUGACUGCAGUUUAUCAUGCCAUCUACAAUGGCCAAUGGGAACUCGGAAGAGAAGCUUUGGAGGACAUCUUGUAUAGAGCACAACUAGAGCUAUAUGCCAAGCCAAUACUAGUAGCAAAUGCUAUGAGAUGUUCCCUGCCAGCUCGACCGCCAGAGGGUGCACGGAAUCUUCUGGAGGUUGAAGUUACGCCCACAAACAAACGCGUCUCUCAGACGGCUAUCACUGCUGCAUCCAUCCGCAGACUCCGCUGGAAACGAGAGGAUGCAGAUGGUGGGAGCUGUGGUGAGGACUCAUUUGACCCAGAUGAGGGCUUUUCCUCCGGGGCCUCCAGCAGUAGCCAGCCCAGCAGUAUGAAGAAGGACCGGGUUGCAGGAGUGCGUCUGUCCCGGGAUCCAGCAUUGUGGCAGAGAGAGAGCAAAUCUGUCGAGACCAGAGCUGCUUUAUGCACACACCACCAACACCACCAGUCGCCUCCUCCAGCUAUCACGCUCCGCACUGCCGAGAGGAGCAGAAGCCCUAGCCCCAGCAUGCCCAGGAGGUUCCUAGACCCGCAUUACCUGCCCCCAUUCACUGGUCCUCCAGCCAGAACUGCUAGCACAUCUUCCAGUAAAUCCCUGGACUGCACCGGUUUCAACGGCUCAUCUGGGCCCACAGAUAGCUUGUCAUUUGGGAGCCUGAGUGCAGAUAGGGCUCACUGUUUGUCAGCUAUCAGCCUGCAGGAAAUGCAACUAAGGCGGGCAUCACGAAGCCAAGAUCUGCUCUCGCCUGGAAGUCCAUUUUCCUCUGCAAGCCCUCUGUCCAAACAGUCUCGCUCCUCCAGUUUUAAUAUGCAGAUUAUAUCACAAGUGUAGACAAAUCUCUGUGUGUCUUAGUGUGUGUGUGUGUGUGUCUGUGUGUGUGUGUGUGUUGACUGAAAUAUCGUGCAUGUGUAUGAGCAUGUCUUUGUAUAUGUUAAAUGGUUGUAGCAUAUGUGCGUAUGAGAAAGUGUGUAUGUGUGUGUGCGUGUGUGUGAUUGUGCAUGUUUAUGUACAUAAAGUGAAUAAUUUACAAUUACACCAUUAUGCACUGGCAGUUUUGCAGAAGAAAUAAGUGUUUUGCACCAUACUUUCCCUUGUGGACAUGUGAUCCAGAGGUGCAUAUAAUGUGCCAUAACAAAUGUAAAGAGGAAUACCACUUCAAAAUCCUGCUGUAUCUUAACAAUAGUCUCAAGAAUUGACAAUCACAUGUCACAUUAAAUGAUGAGUGGCCUGACAAUGCAUGAUCCAAAGAAUCAAAUGUGUGAGACUCCAGGAGAUAUUAAAGAAGCUGCUUGAAUUUCACUGCUGCAAAUGGUAUAGACUGAGCCCGCUUGUGUUGUCUGUGCUACUGAUCUAUCCAGUGCAACUGAAAUGUGCAGAGCCUCAAAGAAUCCAUGGAAAAGCUACAUUGUGUAAUGAAUGAUAUAGAUUAUAUUCUUGGAAGCAAGUUUAUAUCUCAAAAAUGUGUACAUUUAUGUAAAUGAAUAUUGUAAGAUAGGAAGAGUUAUAUGCUGUGACAAUAUCUCUAUAUUGCUUGUACAGCAUUGAAGAUUUAUCUGUUCAAUGGUGAAUAAAUACAUUGUGACGAUCA